This is a messenger RNA of Rotaria sp. Silwood1, 744 nucleotides long. The record is from the annotation of a GenBank genome assembly. NCBI's taxonomy places the organism in Eukaryota, Metazoa, Rotifera, Eurotatoria, Philodinida, Philodinidae.
AUGACACGAAAAUCAAAAAUUGGUAAACAGGAAUUUAUUGAAGUGGUCCAAAACUACUAUCGACACAAUAAUAAAAUACUUGCACUAAUAGAUAAAUUCAAUCAUUCAUAUAUUGCAGCUGAUGCUCUUAGCUGGUGUUUACGUUCUCCAUUUCCUUCACGAUUUAUUAACCAUUCACUUCACUCUCGAAAUAUGGAGCAACUCAAUUUUUGUCGUUUUCUUAUCAACGAUGCGUCACAUUUUUUACAGCAACAACCUAAACACAAAACAAGUACACAAUUCUAUCGAGGCAUGAAGUUAUCUAGCGAACUUGUAGAGAAAUUUGUCAAAAAUACCGGUGGACUCAUAUGUACUAGUUGGUUUUUAGUUUGUACUAAAUCAAGAACAGCAGCCUUGACAGCUGCUUCCUCACCAAUUUAUCGUCCUGAUCUAAUACCAGUUCUAUUUAAAAUUGAUUGUGAUUCAACAACUCCAUAUUUUGAACAGUCUAAAAAUGUUUCGCCGUCAAUUAUUGUAUUUGAUGCAUGUACUGCUUUCCGAAUUUUAUACGUUAGUCAAGAUCAGAUGGUGAUAGUGAAGAUGAAAAUAGCCACUGACGAUGGACGAAAAGUUGCUCGUGAUUAUAAGGAAAAACAUGGAAGUAUAGCUAUUGAAACAUUAUUAGAUCAGCUCGUCGAGCCUUCAAAAGCACGCAUCCUGAAACAACCACUCGAGCAUCCAAUCAAAAAUAAAGGUAUACAAUGA